Archocentrus centrarchus (flier cichlid) is the source of this 2055-nucleotide messenger RNA. Its product is annotated as fibronectin type III domain-containing protein 5-like. The record is from RefSeq and is a predicted model, not a curated record. Gene Ontology annotation, cellular component: plasma membrane; extracellular region. Gene Ontology annotation, molecular function: protein binding. The coding region runs from base 744 to 1448 and encodes 234 amino acids. The transcript has 7 exons. NCBI's taxonomy places the organism in Eukaryota, Metazoa, Chordata, Actinopteri, Cichliformes, Cichlidae.
GAUGACUGGAGGAGUUCCCACCGAAGCUCCUGCACACAGAGACAUUUUCUGAUCCUCUGGGGUCCCAUAAAUCCGCCAAAUUAAACCAGCCUGCAGCUCUCUGGAUGAGACGGGACCACCUUUGCGCUCCUGCGUCCUCCUGUGAGACAUCGGGAGCCUCAGCGUCACCCUGCUGUCCUCUCAUUUAUCGAUAUGAAACUUGGAUGAGCGCCGUUUCUCCUCAGAAAUGACUGAGCUCUGUCCGUGGUGCUGAACUCCUUUCUGACCUUCCUUCCACCUGCUGCGGAGAAAAUUUCCUCUGCGUCUCCAGACGACAUUUAACGAGAAACCGCUAGACACGGAGGCGGAGAGGGUCGAACUACCUGUUAGCUUUUUGCCCCCUCCCCCGGACUCUUGGCUCCGCUCAGUGAGAGAUAUUAAAUCUCCCCUCAGCACAGGCUGUUGUGAUUUCUAAGGUUGCACACCUACUGACCUACUUCGCGCAAGUUGGGAGUCAAACCAGCGCGCUGCGGGGCGUUAAAACUGUACCCCGGAGGAUGACGGGUGAUGUGGAAACAGUGGUGACCCAGUGGCGAAACCUUCAGUAAAACGCAGCAGGAGGUGAAGGAGGUGAGACGCCGAGGAAGAGGAGAAGGCGUGCAGAAGGAGGCAGAGGGUGUGUGUGCGUGUCUGCGUGCGUGUGUGUGUGUGUGUGUGUGUGCGUGUGUGUGUGCGCGCGUGCCGUGGAGACUCAGGCGGAGGUUAUGACCGCGUCUCUUCACCGGGACCUCGGGCUGCUGCUGCUGCUGCUGCUGGCCUUCUGGCAAACCCCGGGGAUGGUCGGAGGAUCUGUGCCAGCAGCCCCGGUGAAUGUAACGGUGACCCAGCUGAGGGUACACUCGGCCAUGGUGACCUGGAACGUCCCUCAGGGAGACACUGUCAUUGGAUACGCCAUCUCACAGCAGAGGCAGGACGGCCUGAUGCAGCGCUCCAUCCGAGAGGUGAACACGUCCAGCCACCGGUGUGUGCUGUGGGACCUGGAUGAGGACACACACUACAGCGUCCAGGUGCAGUCCGUCGGGCUGCACGGUGACAGCCCACCCAGUCAUGUUGUCCCCUUCAGGACUCUGGAGAGGACAGACCAUUACCCAGCCGGAGUCCUGGACCACCAUGAGCCAGCGAUGGAGGGUCUGGGCAUGACUCCACACCUGCAGACUGGAGAGCUGCUGAUCAUCACCACUGUGCUGCUGCUGUGGGCAGCUGUCAUCGCCCUCUUCUGCCGGCAGUACGACAUCAUCAAAGACAACGACUCCAGCAGCACCAAGGAGAAAGCCAAGAGGCCGCUGGUCCAAGCCACAUCCUCCUACUACAACGCUUCAGCUGGCAGCUCGCCCAUCUACCACAACGGAGCCGUCCGCAGCAGCAGGCUGCACAGGGCCUCCUCCUCCAUCAGCAUCAUCAGAGUCUGAGCUCAUGUGCCGGAUUGGAGACUUGAGGACGGCGAGGGGAAUUUACAGACAUGCAAACUCUGAGUCUAAUUUAUUGUAAAAUAUGGGCCGAGUAAGAACCACUAAAUUCAAAUCGGAUCAAAAGGAGAGCAAGGAGUCGCGCUGUGGAGACUGCGGACGGCUGCUGCUCUCUGGUGGCCGGAGACUGGGGUGUUCAGACACGGUGGAAAGAGCAGGACUCGUCCAAAGUGCGGCCAAACUGAUCUCCCGUUUUCUUCUCCCUGAUGUCAAAGACUAAGUGUGAAUGUUUGCCAGCAUGUCGGCCCGACUGUGCGCCAAGUCCCGUUCAUUCUCAGAAGACGUGCUCUUUAGUCGCUUUUACCCGCUGUAGAAUCACACGUUUGAAAUCCUUCUCUGUGAUUAUUCCACUGGAUUUAUUCACGUUACUUUCAUGUUCGGUGAUUAAGUAUGUGCAGCACUAAUGAUUUAAAUCUGUACAUAUGCUGAAGGUGUUGCUGCAGGACUUUAAGUGUCAUUCAGACAAAUAUUUGAAUGUAUGAGAUGCUGGUGGUGAAUUUACACUGUAAAAAGUUCCUAAUUGGUUUAAUUAAAUCAUCUCUUAAUUUUA